AUGGCGUCGUCCACAGAUCCCCCCAUCUACGUCGUGUCCCUUCCUUACACGGCGAGGACCACCAUCGACGCCCCCUUCCCUGGCGAGAUCCCUCCAUCUACGUCGUGUCCCUCAGAGAUCCCCUUCCAUCUUCGUCGCCCAGAGGAAAAUGGACGGCAAUCCCAUCCAUCGGCGCCAAACCCUACCCAUCCACCAUAUUCGGCGCCCUCCCUUCCUUACGUGGCGCCAUCGGUGGGGAUAUCCCCCAAUCUGCUGGAAGGAGUCCGCGCCAAAUCAGAGCCCAAAAUUCGCGCCAAAUCCACGCUGGAUGAGGUGGUGGGGAGAUCCCCCAAUCUGCCCCCCUUCUACACGCCUACCAUGAACGGGAAUCCCUACCAUCGAGAAACCCCCUACCCAUCCUCCAUAGACGGCGCCCUCCUACUAACCACUGAAAAAUCCCUUCCACACGCCGACAACUUCAUCCUCCUCGCGUUUGUAAGUUCAAUUCUCAGAUUUAUGAUUUCAGAUGUUGAGUUGAUUUUGCAAAUUGAUAAGCGUUUUCUUUCAUACGGUAACUCUGCACGUGGACAGAAUCACAGCUCUGUUAGCACUGUUUUAUCAAGUUUUACAGUUUGUCUUGUCCUACUGCCUACUAUCUGCCUAGAGGGAGUGCCAAGGGGCUAGGGCUAUAGGUACUGUUGGUACAAGCUGGAUUUCAGACGCCUUUGAGGAGCUAGAAACUACACAAAAUUGUAAGCACAAUGCUUGGACCUCUUGCUUUUUUAGUUUGGUGGAUCUUUGUCAAACCAAUUUGGAUUCGUGAGUGUUGUAAUGGAUAUAACAUAGGCCAACCAUGAUAUAUGAUUAGUUUA
Zea mays is the source of this 851-nucleotide messenger RNA. RefSeq lists its product as uncharacterized. Bases 1 to 663 code for a protein of 220 amino acids. The transcript has 3 exons. The record is from RefSeq and is a predicted model, not a curated record. NCBI's taxonomy places the organism in Eukaryota, Viridiplantae, Streptophyta, Magnoliopsida, Poales, Poaceae.